Molecule: messenger RNA, 1069 nt
Organism: Fundulus heteroclitus (mummichog)
Lineage: Eukaryota; Metazoa; Chordata; Actinopteri; Cyprinodontiformes; Fundulidae
Product: trace amine-associated receptor 1-like
Exons: 1
Coding region: 1-1002 (333 amino acids)
Biological process (GO): chemical synaptic transmission; G protein-coupled receptor signaling pathway, coupled to cyclic nucleotide second messenger
Cellular component (GO): dendrite; membrane
Molecular function (GO): G protein-coupled serotonin receptor activity; neurotransmitter receptor activity
Source: RefSeq, a predicted model, not a curated record
AUGGAUGCAGAUUUCACUGUCACCACCAGUAAUGGUGUUAAUCACCUGCAUCCCUGUUACAUCUCAGACAAUGAGACUUACAUGUUCGCAACUAACCCCUCUAUUAUAUGUAUAUCAUUGUACAUAUUCCUUGGAAUAUUGUCUGUUGUUACUGUUUGUGGAAACUUUCUUGUGAUAAUUUCUAUAAUUUACUUCAGACAGCUCCAUACUCCUACUAAUUACCUUAUUCUAUCUUUAGCUGUUGCAGAUCUGCUCGUUGGUGUUUUAGUUUUCCCCUUCAGCAUGGCAUUCACUGUAACUUCAUGUCUGCAUUAUGAAAGUUUGUUCUGCAAAAUACGGGACGGUUUUGAUGUUACAAUGUGCACAUCUUCUAUUCUCAACCUGUGCUGCAUUUCCAUAGACAGAUACCAUGCAGUGUGCGAGCCUCUGACAUACAGGACAAAAAUAAAUUCUCAGGUAACUGCUGUUAUGAUCCUCUUUAGCUGGGGGGUAUCUGUUCUAAUAGGAAUUAGCAUUAUUGUAGCAGGAUUCAGCCAAGGCACAUGUGAGGAAAUAUGCUCUGUUGACAUUAUAGUUGCCAAUACUAUGGGACCUGUUUUCUCCUUUUACCUUCCUGCAGUCACAAUGCUCUGCAUUUACUUUAAGAUUUUCCUUGUUGCUCAGAGACAAUUAAACAGUAUACAGAACACAAACUGCCCAAACAUAAAGUCUGGAGCAACAAUUAGUAGGACAGAAAGAAAGGCCACCAAAACCCUAGCAAUUGUGAUGGGAGUGUUUCUUUUAUGUCUCACUCCCUACUUUAUCUGUGUUGUCUUCCAGCCAUUAUAUUCCAAUCCAUUACCAGUUCCUGUUACAGAAACACUAAAUUGGCUUACGCUAUCAAAUUCAAUGCUGAAUCCAUUAAUUUAUGCUUUCUUUUACAGCUGGUUCCGAUCAGCUUUCAGACUAGUUAUUUCGGGAAAAAUAUUCCAAACUGAUUUAGCCAACUACAGCUUAUUUUAAUACAUAUGUUUUUAUAAAUAAGCAUAGUUUAAAAGGUUAUAAAACAAUGUGGCUGGAAUCUCGACUU